Molecule: messenger RNA, 564 nt
Organism: Linderina pennispora
Lineage: Eukaryota; Fungi; Kickxellomycota; Kickxellomycetes; Kickxellales; Kickxellaceae
Product: putative RPL19B-60S large subunit ribosomal protein L19.e
Exons: 2
Coding region: 1-564 (187 amino acids)
Biological process (GO): translation
Cellular component (GO): cytosolic large ribosomal subunit; ribosome
Molecular function (GO): structural constituent of ribosome; RNA binding
Source: RefSeq, a predicted model, not a curated record
AUGGCAAAAACAACAACACAGAAACGCCUGGCUGCAUCUGUUCUCAAGUGUGGCCAGAGAAAGGUCUGGAUUGACCCCAUUGAAUCUGUGUACAUCUCUUCUGCCAACUCACGCAGGACUAUCCGCACCCUUGUCAAGGGUGGCUUGAUCACAAAGAAGCCACUCAAGGCCAGCUCAAGCUCCCGUAUUCACAAGCAUAAAGCGGCAAAGCGCCUAGGCCGGCACUCUGGUAUCGGCAACCGUCAAGGAACCGCUGAAGCUCGCAUGCCUACGGCCAUUCUGUGGAUGCGUCGCAUGCGUGUUCUGCGUAACACGCUGCGCAAGUUCCGCGACAUGGGCAAGAUUGACCGCCAUUUGUACCAUGAGCUGUACCUCAAGUCCAAGGGAAAUGUGUUCAAGAACAAGCGUGUUCUGGCCGAGCAUAUUCACAAAGCCAAGGCAGAGAAGGCCCGCGCUCAGCUGCUUGCAGAGCAGGCCGCAGCACGUCGCCUCCGCAGCAAGGCUAUGCGGGAGCGCCGUGUCCAGCGCACGAUGGAAAAGCGUGCAGCUCUGCUUGGGCUGUGA